This is a messenger RNA of Stegostoma tigrinum, 2760 nucleotides long. Its product is annotated as transcription factor SOX-21-like. Gene Ontology annotation, biological process: cell differentiation; anatomical structure morphogenesis; regulation of DNA-templated transcription. Bases 755 to 1456 code for a protein of 233 amino acids. Gene Ontology annotation, molecular function: DNA-binding transcription factor activity, RNA polymerase II-specific; RNA polymerase II cis-regulatory region sequence-specific DNA binding. NCBI's taxonomy places the organism in Eukaryota, Metazoa, Chordata, Chondrichthyes, Orectolobiformes, Stegostomatidae. The transcript is spliced from 4 exons. The record is from RefSeq and is a predicted model, not a curated record.
UCUCUGCAUGACCGGGUUGGCUUGUUAAAUAAUAACUUCCGAUAAGACUUAUCGGUUGCAAUCAAGUCCUUUGAUGACUCUCCCUUAAACACGCCAGCUCACAAUGCAGCAAUAAAACAGGAGCCAAACAGUCAGCGAGAUAGUGUCAGCGCAGCCUUGAAACUAAAGGAAAUCUGACUAUUCCGUAUGAAUUGUGUAUUAGAGAGAAGUUGCUGAUCUGCUUGACCUGUAGCGAUUGGGUAAACAUUUCAAGAACAACGCCUUGACUGGUUGUGUAAGGUUGCGUGCAAAAGACUGCGCAUGUGCAGGAGUCAUUACCUGCUGACGGACUGAGCUUCACAUGGUUUCUUGUGAUCGUCAGCCUUCUUUCACUGCGAAGCAACCAGAGCGUAUGCCUAAGGAGAGAGGACGGCCUGCCUUCCCGAGGAGCAACGAAAACGCUGACUGAGAGAGCGGGGACUGCCAGCUAGUCACGUAACUUGGGGCAUCUGCCUUGGGGCUGGGUGUCUAUGACUGCUGCAGGGAACUCUCACUUUGGGAGAACGCAAUUGUCAUGAGUGUGAUCUGAUGAACCAAGUGAAUUCAAAAAAAAGGAAAAGUUGCAGCGGAAGUUUGGGGACAGCAGACAGCUGCCUGGUUUUACUGGUUUUAGAGCUGAAGUUUGGGGCUGUUAACUGCGACUGUUACUGAUUCCUCUCUCAAUCGCCUAGUCCAUCACCUCCGAACCCCACUCCACCUGGGGUGGUUUGUCACGAUGUCUAAAGCCGCGGAUCACGUCAAGCGGCCCAUGAACGCUUUCAUGGUGUGGUCCCGGGCGCAGAGGAGAAAGAUGGCCCAGGAAAACCCCAAGAUGCACAACUCGGAGAUCAGCAAGAGGCUGGGAGCUGAGUGGAAGUUGCUCACUGAGUCCGAGAAACGACCUUUCAUUGACGAGGCCAAACGGCUGCGGGCGCUGCACAUGAAAGAGCACCCGGAUUAUAAAUACCGGCCCCGCCGCAAACCCAAGACCUUGCUCAAGAAGGACAAGUUCGCCUUCCCUCUGCCUUAUCUAGCCGAUCAGGACGGCCUGAAGGCUGCCGCAGGGCUGCCGGACUCUCUCGUGGGCUCGGCCGAAAAAACCCGGCUGCUGUUCCCGCACCCCGCUAGUCCCUACCCGCUCUUCGACGCCAGCCCGCUGGGUUCCAAGCUGAGCGAGCUGUCCUCAGGCUCGCUGCCGUACGGGUCGCCACUGGCUUACCAAAGCGGGGCGGCCGCGGCCGCAGCGGCGGCCGUCGCCUUCAGCGGAGCUCACACUCACAGUCACCCGUCCCCCGGGAACCCCAGCUACAUCCUGCCUUGUAACUGCAGCACCUGGCCGCCCUCAACCCUGCAGCCGCCCCUGGCUUACAUCCUCUUGCCCGGGAUGACCAAACCCACGAUAGAACCGUAUCCUGCCGCUUAUGCAGCUGCCUUAUGACGACAGUCUCAACAAAAUGACAAAGUUUCCUUUAAUUCAAAAACAGGAUCGCACUCGUUGCUUACCCACCCAGAACAUCCCUUCCCCUCCGAAAAGAAACUUAAGAGACUUGGAACUGAAAGCUGUGAUUCAGUCAGGCGUUACCUGCUUGCCGGGUACCUUGGAAGCAACUUGUCUCAAACUUUUUUUUUGCAGGGGGUGGUUGGGGCGGUGGUGCUCGAAGGAAGUAGACGGGGAUUGACUGUAAUUGUUUGUAAAGGAAAGCCAAUUCUAAUCGAUUGUUCAAACUUACCUGUGUCUGUCUCUGUGUGUAUUUAUGAAUACAUUUCCUACCACGGACUUGGAAAGCUGUUUCCUUUUGCUGCAGUCACCUUACCUUAUUUCAAAGGAGAUAUGGAUGUAAAUGUCUGUGCACAAGGAGCCACUGCAAUCCCGAAUAUUGCACAUGGAGAUUAUGAAAUAAACUAUCCGGCUGCGUUGUUCAAAUGUUCUGCUUUGAUAGAACCUGCAUUCCAGACUUUCAAAUUGUAAGGCUGUAUAAGACAAAAUCACUGUUGUUCUUGUGAAUAGCUGCCAGUAUCCGCGAAACGCCCCGAGGAAAGAUUGUAAGUGUAGCUUUUUUUUUGUUACUGGAUGUCUCCACCAUCCGACGUCGCCAAGAAAGCGACGCUGGAGACCUGUCACUAACCCCAUCCCAAACAAACGCGGAAGGGUCACCGGACCCGAAACGAUAACUGAUUUUUUGCUUCUCAUAUGUUGUCAGAUCUGCUGAGCUUUUCCAGCAACUUCCGUUCUUGUUCCAAACAAACGCGGAUUGCGGGAAAGGAAAGCCGAAACCAAACAGUUGUAAAUGUGUACACUUCGAAAGCUGUUACUGCAUGAUUGGUUCACAAUUUUGGCCUUGCUCUCUGCUUGACGUCUUGGAUUUAUUGAAAACGUACCCGAAGAUGUGACCUGAGUCCAAAGGCAAGAAACAGACAAAAACAAAGGGACCAGAGCGAAAUUCUUGCCGGAAACAGUCGCCUCGUUCGUGAAAGCUCAGUUCACUUGGAACAGCACCAUUUCAUUGGCCGUUGCCAGAUAAGGCUGUAGGAUUCAAAGAAAGCUAUUUACUGGACUAAAUAGUGGUGCCUCAACCCAUCUCAGGAGCGCAGAAGAGUGUGAGAACAAGCUAGCCAAGGAUCAUGUGAAGGAAAAGACAGAGAGCCAGGGCUGACAAGUAUCUGACAAAUGAAAAAAUACUGGAGAACCAAGCUGACAAGAAAUCGUAACAAAUAGUUAUUGUAUUCCGAUUGCAUCUUUGA